AUGGAAUACCUGACCAGAAGCUUGAAGAACUUAAAGGAUCAACCUAACUUUAACUACCACCCAAGGUGUGAAAAAAUGGGCAUCAUCCAACUUAGUUUUGCUGAUGACUUGCUAUUGUUCUGCCGGGGAGAUAGGGUGUUUGUGCAAUUACUAUAUGAGUGCUUCAACAGUUUUUCACAAGCUUUAGGCUUAGUGGCAAAUCAGAAGAAGAGCAGCAUCUAUUUUGGAGGUGUCUCAAGUGCAGUACAACAGGAGAUGACUCAAAUCACAGGGUUCAGCAUAGGUGAAUUGCCUUUUCGAUACUUAGGUGUUCCAUUAAGUACAAAAAAGCUAUCAGUAAGCCAAUGCCAACCAUUGCUAGACAAAAUGCUGGGGAGAAUUAAACAGUGGACAGUGAAGUUUCUGAGCUAUGCAGGAAGAGUACAACUGAUCAAAAGUGUACUUAUUGCUAUACAGUCCUUUUGGUCACAGAUUUUUCCCUUGCCAAAAAAGAUCAUUCAACAGGUUGAAUCAAUUUGUAGGAAAUUCCUAUGGACUGGUGACACUAGUUCGAGCACGAAGGCUUUAGUGACAUGGGACAUGCUAUGCAGACCUAAAACUAAGGGUGGACUGAAUGUCACAGACCUCAAUACAUGGAAUAGGGCAGCUCUGCUGAAGCAUCUUUGGAACUUGGGUAAGAAAAAAGAUAAACUAUGGAUCAAAUGGGUGCAUGCAUACUAUAUAAAAGGAAGGGAACCAUGGGAAGUUGAUGCAAAGCAAGCUUCUCGGAUUGUAAGGAAGAUACUACAAGCUGGAAAAUACUUGACAGAAGCAUGGUUGGACACAGGAAGGGUAGUGCAAGCUGAUUCAUUCUCUAUUAGAGGAAUGUAUAAGCAACUAAGAGGGGAAUUUCCGAAGGUGAACUGGAGUCGAUUGCUGUGCAACAACAGAAGCUGUCCAAAAUGGAAAUUUAUCUUGUAUCUAGCAGUACAGGGGAAUUUAUAUACAAAAGAUAGACUGAUAAGGUGGGGAAUGCAAGUAAGCCCAGAAUGUCCAAUGUGUGAGCAUGAGAUGGAAAGUCACAACCACAUAUUUUUUACUUGCACUUUCUCUGAAGAUGUUUGGAGGAGAUUACUAAAAUGGAUGGAUAUCAAUAGAGAACCAAAAGGAUGGAAUGGGGAGAUCAAGUGGGCAAUAGAACAUGUGAAAGGUAAUGGAUCUAAAACCAUGUUGUACAGGCUGUGUAUGACUGGAGUAGUGUAUCACAUAUGGCUGGAAAGGAACAGAAGACUCUUUCAGAAGAUUAAGAGAAGUAGUGAAGAUAUUACUAGACAAAUAGUUAGAGACAUUCAUUGUAUAGGAUAUAGUCAUAGUAGAUUGAGGAAUAGUUUGCAAAAGCUCAACUAUUAUCCUUAG
Nicotiana attenuata is the source of this 1395-nucleotide messenger RNA. RefSeq lists its product as uncharacterized. The record is from RefSeq and is a predicted model, not a curated record. The transcript has a single exon. The coding region runs from base 1 to 1395 and encodes 464 amino acids. Lineage: Eukaryota; Viridiplantae; Streptophyta; Magnoliopsida; Solanales; Solanaceae.